This is a messenger RNA of Macrosteles quadrilineatus (aster leafhopper), 3391 nucleotides long. RefSeq names its product protein arginine N-methyltransferase 7-like. Gene Ontology annotation, biological process: peptidyl-arginine methylation. Lineage: Eukaryota; Metazoa; Arthropoda; Insecta; Hemiptera; Cicadellidae. The record is from RefSeq and is a predicted model, not a curated record. The coding region runs from base 377 to 3283 and encodes 968 amino acids. Gene Ontology annotation, molecular function: protein-arginine omega-N monomethyltransferase activity. The transcript has 16 exons.
UAGUUAGAUUAAUUAAACUGUUCUGUCCAAUUUGGAAGUAUCUACUCUGAUUAUUUUAAAAACCAUUAUUAAGUCUAUAUGAAUAUUUAUACUGUGUAUAAGUUGUUAAGGCCGUUGUCGUCAUUUUCAAUUAAACUGGUGAGAUACAAUUUUUAGAUAAUUUAUUUAGGUAGGGCCUAGCCUAGCUAGACCUUUAAAAGGCUUAAGUUUUCCAAUCUUUAACUCCAAGCUAUGUCUUAAAAUGUUGGUUUCGAUAUUAGCAUAGCCCAGUUAAGAAACUGUACCCCUACUGAAGGUAAAAACCGUACCAAAGCUGAGUUAGGUCUACCAGGACAGCAGAUCGACCUAACUUAUGGCCUAAUACAAAAUAAAAGAAAUGGAUUUAAUUAAUACCAAAGGGAAAUUGAAUACCCUUCAGAGUAGCUCAAAUUCAGAAUCUCGAUUUAAGCCCAUUCAAUGUGGACAUGUUCCCGCCUCUGAAACCUCUUCAGUAAACAAAGAGACAUUUAAGGUACACAAUGGACCACCCUGCACCGCUAAAAUACUGCUUCCAGAUGAAUCACUUGAAGACUUUUUGAAUCAGCACAUAGAGCACACCAAUGGGAUCUCAGACCAAAAUCCUCUACUAUGCAUACAACAACAUAACGAGGUAAAGUCAGCUAAGAAGAAAAACACUAUAAAGAACAUACCGGUACCGCAAUACCCAAAACAAACAAGCGAACAAAUAGCAUACCAACAGAGCAAUAACACUAUGCCAAUUGAAAGCAGUAAUAUUUUGACGCAAAAGUUUGACCCAGUAACUGGGGAGUAUGGUUGGGAGGUUCAAGAUGAUUCUUAUGAUUAUCAUCAGGAGAUUGCUCGGUCAGCCUUUGCUGACAUGCUUCACGACUCAGAAAGGAAUGAAAAGUACUACCAAGCCAUCGAGAUGGCAAUAGACCAGUUACACAAGGAAGGCAAGGAGGCCCAUGUUCUGGACAUUGGUACUGGCACUGGAUUGUUGGCCAUGAUGGCCGCUCGGUGUGGUGCUGACACCAUCCACGCCUGCGAGGCAUUUGAACCGAUUUCCAAGUGCGCAGAAAGGGUGAUAGAGGAAAACGGGUUGUCCGACCGAAUCACAGUGAUACACAAGCGAUCGACAGACUUGACUGUGAGAGACGAACAAAAAGGAGAUCUACCUCGUCGCUGUAAUGUCCUGGUGACGGAGGUCUUUGACACCGAGCUCAUCGGUGAGGGGGCAGUCGAAACAUUCAAUCAUGCACUGACACACUUACUGGAGAAAGACUGCCUGGUGGUGCCUAGCAGUGCCACAGUGUUCGCCCAGGUAGUGGAGAGUGAGUGGAUGCAGAGAUGGAACAAACUGGCACAAUGGGGCGAUGUGGCGCCGUCCCAGGCCAUCCAGCAGUGUCCCGGUGCAGCGGCCGUGCACGACGUGCAACUCAGUCAGGUGCGCCAGAGUGACUUUCGACCAAUCUCACCUCCCGAGCCUGUAUUUAGGUUUGACUUUACGGGUCGCAACCACACAAGCGGGCGAGGCCCUCCUAUCCCACUAAAUGACAAGACAGCCGUGGAGACAAAGGCAGCCGUGUCGGGCACGGCACACAUGGUGUUCAUGUGGUGGUCGCUCAACAUGGAUCCUCAGGGCAAGGUAGUUCUGAGUUGUGCUCCAUGGUGGGCUCACCCUUCGAAACCAUCUGGAUAUGAUGCCAUACCAUGGAGAGAUCACUGGAUGCAAGCUGUCUACUACCUCCCCAGCCCUGUCACUGUGACUCAGGGCCAGUCACUGUGGCUACUGUCCAGUAGAGACCAGUACAGCUUGUGGUUCAACCUGGCUACUAGCAGAAGCCCUGUCACUGUGACUCAGGGCCAGUCACUGUGGCUACUGUCCAGUAGAGACCAGUACAGCUUGUGGUUCAACCUGGCUACUAGCAGAAGCCCUGUCACUGUGACUCAGGGCCAGUCACUGUGGCUACUGUCCAGUAGAGACCAGUACAGCUUGUGGUUCAAACUGGCUACUAGCAGAAGGGCCAGUCACUGUGGCUACUGUCCAGCAGAGACCAGUACAGCUUGUGGUUCAACCUGGCUACUAGCAGAAGCUGUGUACUACCUCCCCUCCCCUGUCACUGUGACUCAGGGCCAGUCACUGUGGCUGCUGUCUAGCAGAGAUCAGUACAGCUUGUGGUUCAACCUGGCUACUAGCAGAAGUUUCAGCUCUUCAAUGAAAGAUAGUCUGGUGAAACAUUUCCAGUAUACAUUUUCAUCUAGCACAACUUCUGAAGAGACCAAGAAGCCUAUUUGUGAGUGUAUGAUGCAUGUGACAUGUUCGCGCACGCGCAUCGGCAUGCUCAACGACCCCAGCAGACGACAGAAGUACUUCAGUGUGCUGCAGAAACUGGUGACCCCAGACAGUGUUGUGCUUUCCAUUGGAGACACUUCAUUGCUUGGUCUUCAAGCUGCUUGUCUGGGUGCAAAACAUGUGUAUCAUCUUGAAAAGGACUCACACUCACAAUCUUACAAAGUAAUGAAGGAAUUGAUCGAGGACAAUAAUCUCGGUUCUAAAGUAACCCUCAUAAAAUAUGGAUCCGAUAACCCUUGGACUGGCCUUUGGACUCUUGAUGAAAAGAUUGCAGAAUCAGUGAAUCUGGUUGUAGGAGAACCGUACUCCUCCAAUGCAAUUUUCCCAUGGCACUUGCACAACUGGUGGUGGUUGAAGUCACAGUGUCCCGCGGCAGUUAGCAUGCCUGUGUCAGCGACCCUAUAUGCCAUGCCUAUGCAGUUUGACCACCUGCACAAGAUACGAGCGCCACUGGGUACCAUCAGUGGCUUCAAGAUGGCUGCUUUUGACGAGCUUAUCCAGAAUUCCAGUGCAGUUAGCGACAGCAGCAUUGAAGUGCACCCUUUGUGGGAGUAUCCUGGGGUUAGCUUGGGCAAACCGAGUAAAAUUUCUACAUUUGAAAAGAGACAGCCUUUUUUCUCCAUGGGAAAUACAAAUUUCAUUGUUUCUGGCUGUUGGAACGCCAUGGCUCUGUGGGUAGAUUUCCACCUUGAUCAGGACACUGUAGUAUCGACGGGUCCACAGCAACCUGUAGUGCCCGGGUCACCUGUCCAGUGGGACCCGUACACCCGUCAAGGUGUCUACUUCAUGCCGCAAGUCCCUGUACAUGCAGACAAAGACUUUUAUUCGUACAACGCUAAGUUUGAAUACAAUGCAAACGAUAUACAGUUUACAUUCAGAUUGCAAAAAAAUUAUUGCAUGGUGACUAAUGAAAGGACUGAUAAACAUUAAAGGACAUGGGAAUGCAGUGUGACUACCAUUUAUUACCUGAUUGAACACAUCAUAAGUAACGUUGAAGUUUUUACCGAUGCCACAAAGAAGUAAGGUACAGAGGAAACA